Messenger RNA from Parathielavia appendiculata, 291 nucleotides. Its product is annotated as ankyrin. The transcript has a single exon. Gene Ontology annotation, biological process: protein K6-linked ubiquitination. Gene Ontology annotation, molecular function: protein binding; ubiquitin-protein transferase activity. Lineage: Eukaryota; Fungi; Ascomycota; Sordariomycetes; Sordariales; Chaetomiaceae. Gene Ontology annotation, cellular component: BRCA1-A complex; BRCA1-BARD1 complex. The annotation marks the transcript as partial. The record is from RefSeq and is a predicted model, not a curated record.
CGCACCCCUCUCCAGGAAGCCUCUCUCGCGGGGCACCUCCCCAUCGUGCGCGCUCUCCUGGCCGCGGGAGCAGACCCCAACACGCCGGGCGGCAACAACGGCGGGCUGACUGCCUUGUCGCUCGCGGCUCGCGCCGGCCAUCUCGCAAUCGUCGAGGUGUUGCUGCAGAGCGGGGCAGAUGUGAACCUCCCUGCGGCGCGAUACAUGGGGCGGACGGCGUUGCAGGCGGGUGCGGAGGGCGGGAGUCUGAAGGUGGUGGAGAGGUUGUUGGAGGUUGGGGCGGAGGUUAAU